Erythranthe guttata (spotted monkey flower) is the source of this 1660-nucleotide messenger RNA. Its product is annotated as nuclear envelope-associated protein 2. Lineage: Eukaryota; Viridiplantae; Streptophyta; Magnoliopsida; Lamiales; Phrymaceae. The record is from RefSeq and is a predicted model, not a curated record.
ACACUGCUCCUCCUUUAAUAGUGGGCCUAAAAUCUUUUUGAGCCACGUCUUUAGAUACUGCCACGUGGGGCAUACGAAUUUUUUUAGAUUUCCCGCGUUGAGGGUAAAUUCGAACUAGGUUCGGAUCUUGUCAUUUCCCCCGAGGUUCGGGUUCCUCCGAACCUAAGGCUCCGCCAUCUUGUCUUUAAUUCACACGAUUCCCGCACUUAAAACACGCGCCACACGCACUAAUCUCCGCCCUUGGUUUCAUCUCUCCACUGCUGAACGCCGUUGAUAAUUUGAACGAAGAACUCAAACACUGUUGAAUUAAUAACUAAUAAAUUAUCUCUCUCUCUCUCUCUCUCUCUCUCUCUCAUCUUUCUCUCUCUAGUAUAUACUGUGAAUACAUUCUGGUAAAAGUGAUGUAACUGGAUUUUGUGAUUGCAGAAAAUCUGUCGACAUCUACGAAUGUGUUCAUAAAGACGCUGUCAAUUUGGGGAUAAUCAUGCCGGCAUCGGCGGAGAGACGGGUGGUCCCGCCGGCGGCGGCGCGGGAAGUGGAUCCGUUGCUGAAGGAUCUGAACGAGAAGAAACAGAAUUUCCGGCGGAACGUGGUGUCUAUAGCGGCGGAGCUCAAGGAGGUGCGCGGCCGCCUCGCCUCUCAGGAGCAGUGCUUUGCCGAAGAAACCCUAACCAGACAGGAAGCAGAAACCAAAGCGAAGACGAUGGAGGAAGAGAUGAGAAGAUUGCAGAAGAAUUUAGAGGAGAGAAACUUUCAGCUUCAGACUUCAACAUCUGCCGUUGAGAUGUAUGUCAAAGAAUUGGAUGAUUUGAGAUUGCAGCUCAACGCAACGAAAGCAACUGCAGAGGCGAGUGCACUAUCCGCACAAUCUGCACAGUUACAAUGUUCGUCACUCGUGAAAGAAUUGGAAGAGAAAAAUUACUCUUUGAAAGAGCACGAGAUUCGCGUAAAGAAACUCGGCGAACAAUUAGACCUUCUGCAUAACGAUCUUCAAGCGAGAGAAUAUUCCCAAACGCAGCUCAAAGACGAAGUCUCUCGAAUUGAGCACGAGAUAAUGCAAACAUUAGCAAAAGCUGGAUCGAAUAAUAAAGACAGCGAGCUUAUGAAAAUACUCGAUGAGGUUUCACCGAGAAAUUUCGAUAAAAUUAAUAAGCUUUUGAUGGUAAAAGACGAAGAAAUAGCCAAGCUGAGAGACGAAAUCAGAAUUAUGUCUGCACAUUGGAAGCUUAAGACAAAAGAGCUCGAAUACCAGUUAGAGAAACAGGGUAGAGCAGAUGAAGAUUUAAGAAAGAAAGUUCUCAAGUUAGAGUUCUGUCUCCAAGAAGCACGUUGUCAAAAUCGCAAGCUCCAAAGAAUGGGAGAGCGGAGAGAAAAAGCUCUAAAGGAAUUAAGAGACCAAUUGGCGGCCAAAAAAACUGGUGUACCGACGAUCAGCGAAAACCCGAAUUUCUGGGAGAGCCCGAGUUUCAAGAUUGUUGUUUCAAUGUCAAUGUUCAUCUUGGUAGUUUUCUCGAAACGGUAACGUUAUUCAAUCCAAUCAUCUAUUGGUCUUGUAUAUUAAUUAUUAGGUAGUAACAAAAUGUGUAUUUUUAGGCUCGAGUCGGGCAAUUGAGGAUAGAUUAUGUAGCAUGUAUUCUAUUAAAUGAUUUGCGAUUAUCUA